AUGGCCAGUGAGGCGAGAAUAAAGAAGGUUCGUUCACUUCGUAGAGGAAACAGAGCGGCUGUUACUAGGAACUCACACAAGGCUAGUUGCAAGCGAAUGUUAGAAGAAAAGUUAGCUGCCCUAGGACCCCUUGAUGCUAAAAUAUUAGAAGCUAUAGAAGACCUGGAGGCCAGUGGUUCAACACAUGGUGGUGCUUCCAGAAAUGUAUGUGGGACUGGGUGUAGGACGCCUUCAUCGUCACCACCACCUCCCCCUAAAUUGUCCCGUCCAGCAACACACUCUCGUUUGUCCCCGACUGCUGGCGGUGGAUGUAGUCCAAAGAUCAAAUUACCAGAGCUCUCAAUGAAGAGAUUUGAUGGUGACAUGUCACAAUGGAUGAGCUUUUGGGACUCCUUCAGUUCAAGCGUACAUGAGAAUAGCACACUCUCUGAUGUUGAGAAGCUCAACUACUUGUCGUCGAUGCUAAGCGGUACUGCUGCUGAAGCCAUAGCAGGUCUCUCGAUCACAUCAUCUAAUUAUGGAAAGGCAGUCGCCAUUCUGAAUAAGAGGUUUGGUAAUUGA
This is a messenger RNA of Amphimedon queenslandica, 561 nucleotides long. RefSeq lists its product as uncharacterized. The record is from RefSeq and is a predicted model, not a curated record. The transcript has 3 exons. The coding region runs from base 1 to 561 and encodes 186 amino acids. Lineage: Eukaryota; Metazoa; Porifera; Demospongiae; Haplosclerida; Niphatidae.